AUGGAGAGUCUUCUCAACGGCUCUGGGGAUCUUCCCUCUGCUAUCUCGCAGUAUAAACACUUUCCCAUCACUCCUGAUGCUGCCUCAAAGACUCGUGGUUAUUCUUCCCGCAACCACUUUAUCCGCGCAAACGCAAAGCGCCAGGCUCUGAGCACCAGCACCUCUGUUUGCCGCGAUACCGGCUUCCACUGCACGACAGCUACCUGCGGUACCGAACACUGCCAACGCUGCGGUGAAGAUCAGAUAAAUCGCGGUGCCCGUCGUCCUCAGCUUGAAAGAGUUUUGCGCAACGAGCUCGUCUUCACUGGACCCGAGCAGCUCCGUUUAGACUAUCGAGUCCGUCAUCCCCGGAGUCGCGGCAUCCCCCGGGGCCGCACCCAAACCGCAUGCUGCUCCGAUGAGGCCGAGGGCCGGGAUCUUGCUCGCAGCAAGGUCCCGCUGCCCAGCGACCGAUAUCGCCUCGUGCGAAAGCCCACCCUCGAGCGCGAGGAGGCCUUCCGCGAUGCCUCUACAGCAAAGGGCAACAUCCGUCUGCGACGAACCCAGCCUGUGAAUGACGAUGCCGAGAUUGCCGAGCUCUACCGUAUCGGUCUUCUCUACGACGAAGAGAAGCAGCAGCCCGAAGAGGCCUUUGACCUCAACAGUAUACAGCACGAGGAGCCAGUGUAUACCAUCCGUCCUGCAAAGCGGUCACGAAAGAAUAAGAAGUCACACAGCUUCAGCUUCAACGACCCACUGCACCUGGACCUCUCCUUCACAGACCUCGGUGGCGAUGACAGCAUCGCCCAGUUCCUCUCUCCCACGCCGUCCGACGACGGCUCCAUCCCUGAAGGAAACGGGCCCUCGACCCGCUCCUUUGCUCCCCUGCGGGUGAUCUACGAGCUCGACGGUUCACAGCCGUCGUUUGACGUCGACACCUCACAGCCCCCGGACCUCGUGUCCGACCCCUUCUCAGACUAUGAUUGUUUUUCAGACAGCGACCUCGACGACCUCCCCUCAGAGCGGGAGGUCCUCGACAGUGCAGCCACUCCGUCCUCAGACGUCUGGGUCGUGCUAGGUGACGACUCGUAG
Fusarium vanettenii 77-13-4 is the source of this 1071-nucleotide messenger RNA. RefSeq lists its product as uncharacterized. The record is from RefSeq and is a predicted model, not a curated record. The coding region runs from base 1 to 1071 and encodes 356 amino acids. The transcript has a single exon. Lineage: Eukaryota; Fungi; Ascomycota; Sordariomycetes; Hypocreales; Nectriaceae.